Molecule: messenger RNA, 2837 nt
Organism: Manis pentadactyla (Chinese pangolin)
Lineage: Eukaryota; Metazoa; Chordata; Mammalia; Pholidota; Manidae
Gene: ASPNAT
Product: N-acetyltransferase 8 like
Exons: 3
Coding region: 28-936 (302 amino acids)
Cellular component (GO): mitochondrial membrane
Molecular function (GO): L-aspartate N-acetyltransferase activity
Source: RefSeq, a predicted model, not a curated record
CCUGCGCUGCGCCGCGCGGCCGGGUGCAUGCAUUGUGGGCCUCCAGACAUGGUCUGCGAGACGAAGAUCGUGGCCGCCGAGGACCAUGAGACGCUGCCAGGGGCCAAGAAGGACGCGCUUCUCGCCGCUGCCGGCGCCAUGUGGCCCCCGCUGCCAGCCGCGCCCGGGCCGGCCGCGGCGCCCUCCGCGCCCCCGCCCGCGCCCGGCCCCCAGCCCUGCGGCGGUGCUGGGGGCGCGGGGCCUCCGGGGGCGCGCGGCGUGUACAUCCGCGAGUUCCGCGCGGCCGAGCAGGAUGCGGCGCGCCGCAUCUUCUACGACGGCAUCAUGGAGCGCAUCCCCAACACGGCCUUCCGCGGCCUGCGGCAGCACCCGCGCACGCAGCUGCUCUACGCCCUGCUGGCCGUGCUCUGCUUUGCCCUGACCCGCUCGCUGCUGCUCACCUGCCUGGUGCCUGCCGGGCUGCUGGGCCUGCGUUACUACUACAGCCGCAAGGUGGUCCUCGCCUACCUGGACUGCGCAUUGCACACGGACAUGGCUGACAUCGAGCAGUACUACAUGAAGCCCCCUGGCUCCUGCUUCUGGGUGGCUGUGCUGGACGGCAGUGUGGUGGGCAUCGUGGCGGCGCGGGCCCACGAGGCAGACAACACGGUGGAGCUGCUGCGCAUGUCUGUGGACUCGCGCUUCCGCGGCAAGGGCAUCGCCAAGGCACUGGGCCGCAAGGUGCUGGAGUUUGCUCUGGCGCACGACUACUCUGCGGUGGUAUUGGGCACAACAGCCGUCAAGGUGGCCGCCCACAAGCUGUACGAGUCGCUGGGCUUCAGACACAUGGGCUCCAGUGACCACUACGUGCUGCCUGGCAUGACCCUCUCGCUGGCUGAACGCCUCUUCUUCCAGGUCCGUUACCACCGUUACCGCCUACAGCUGCGUGAGGAGUGACUGCCCGCUGCCCAGGCCGCUUUCAGACGCUCGCCUCGGUGUCUGUGUUGGGUUUUUCCUUUUCAACAUCACGUGGUUCUCUGGCUGGUUCUCGGGCAGUGGGGCUGUCGCUUAUCCGUGCCACUUCGGGGGGUGGGUUGUUCACAGCCACAGCACCUCACCCUGCCCGGCCUGCUAGGGCCACGGCCUGAAGAGUGACAGCAUGGACCACCGCGUACCCACUCGGCUGCCCAGCCCUGGCUGGAGGGACCCCCUCUGGCCCACUGCUUCUGGGGCAGGCCCAGCCUUGCCCACCAAGCACAGAAGCUCUGCUGUGAGGCCCCUGCCUGGCAGGCCGCUGGCCAUUAGCCAGCCAGGCUAUGGCUCAGCCACUGGUCCCUGGGAGGCGUGGUGUGCUGGGCUGGCCGGCCACUGCCUCGUGGGGUGCUGAGCUGGCCAUGGGCCCUGCUUUGCUGUGUGCAUGCUGAGGAUGUGGCCUGGCUGCAGCAUGCCGCAUGCCCACAGCUCCCAUCGGCUGCCCCGUCCAGACUGGGCCUGGACUGUCAGCACUCCUGCCCUGCUCCGGCCUUGAGCCCGCCACGGGCGGCCCGCCUGCAUUCUGGAGGGCCUGAUCACCUCACGCCACCCCUUGCUUCACCCGGUUCAGCUCUGCUUUGACAUCUGUCCCCUCUCUUCCCUUUGGUCCCCGCCCCACCGUCCGGGCUUUGUUGAUCGGCAUAUUGCCAGGUGUGGUUCCCAGAGCAGCCUGUUGCCCAGCCGUGGUCGGGGCCCUUCUGGAGAGCAGGGAUGGGGCGGCAGCCGCCGGGCCACAGCUCCCCCAGCAGCCAGACCUCCCCACCCAUGGCUGAUGGGCUCUGCCCUGUGGGUCCUACUAACCCAGGCUGCUGCCUAUAUCACCAAGCCUACAGCUUUUCCCAGCCUGGAACCAACCUAUUUUUUAAUAAGUUAUUUAGACAGAAUAGCACUCUGCAUGACUUUAAUUCUUGGGACAAAACGGUAGUUUAUACCUUAACACACACACACAUCUGUGUGGUCUAGAAUAUGCACUAUUUCUGGCCCAGUUUGGUGGGAGUGGGUGGCCGGGUGGGUGGAGGUUGAAAUCUGGAGGGAGACCCUGAUUCAGCCUAAGUUCCCCCCAAAGAGCAUUCCUGGUUUGUGAGGAGGCUCCGGGCCACCCCCAUCUGGAAGGGAGCAAGUUCCCUGCAGCUCCCAGUGGGGGACAGGCGGUUCUCACUGCCGCCUGGCUUGGGGGGCCCCUGUGCUCCGGAGGCUGGAGGCAGGCACGGUGUGGGGCGGCCUGGAGGCGGAGGGGGAAGGGCUGCUCGGUGGCGGCAGCGCUCGCUCACCCAGCCGUGAGCCUGGCCUGGCCGCCGCGGCCAGAGAGGAAUAAAUGCCUGUGGAGACCCCUUUAUUUGGGGUUUGGUGGGGAAUGGCAGGUGCAGUGGGCCCCUGAGCUGGCUUCUGAGUGUGGGUCCACGGAAAGGAUUUCUUAAAAAGGCACUUUGGAAGUUUGCAAAUGAAUGAAACAAGCCCGGUUUCCUGAGGGGCCCUUUGUGUGGUCAGCAACGGAGGUACUUGCAGAACACUGUACAGACCCCAGUCUCCCCUGUACAUUCUCCCUGGUGGCGCCCGGUCCCUACUCGGGGAUGGGAGUUUUGUAGACUGUACAGAAAUUGGCACCCUAUUUUCUUGCUGCUCUCAGAUUUUGUUAAUCUGGAUCAUACAGACAGACGUAAAGUGUUUUAGCAAAAUGGAAAACAGUUGUGCCUUUUUCCUCUUUCGGUUUGGUUUGGUUUUGGCUUGGGGCGGCCUUAGCGGUGUGGGGUAUGUUGGGCUGCAGCUGGUCUGAGGCUGGCUGGGCAGGAAGGGCACCGGGGUCGGCAGGAGGGGUCCUGUCUUGU